Messenger RNA from Pichia membranifaciens NRRL Y-2026, 1002 nucleotides. RefSeq lists its product as hypothetical. The coding region runs from base 1 to 1002 and encodes 333 amino acids. Gene Ontology annotation, biological process: GPI anchor biosynthetic process. Lineage: Eukaryota; Fungi; Ascomycota; Pichiomycetes; Pichiales; Pichiaceae. The record is from RefSeq and is a predicted model, not a curated record. The transcript has 3 exons. Gene Ontology annotation, cellular component: glycosylphosphatidylinositol-N-acetylglucosaminyltransferase (GPI-GnT) complex; membrane.
AUGACUGGGAAUUCACGUGUGAUAGUUUCUUCCGAGGAGGAAGAAGCGGAGAUAAAUAUAAUCUCCAACACAGAUUCAAACGUAUUCUCCAAAAACAAAAAUAAGGCUGAAAAAGCAUACCAGAAGCACAGACAACAAUAUUCGGUGAGCUCUUCAACAGGAUGGAAGAAACUUCUUUGGUUGAAACAACCAUAUGACGACAACUAUACCGACUCGAGCUUUUUGUCUCAACUCAAGAGAAACUCUACCGUCGUCAAAUAUUCUUACAGAAAGCUAGUUUCUGAUUUUUCCCUAGUCGUAUUACACCUGUCCUUGAUCAUGUCGGUCAUUGUGGUCUUCUAUGGAACCUACAGACUCAAUUGGAAUCCUCUGAAACCUGCGAUUCUAAGCACUACCUUGACUGUUGCAGGGUUUCUUUUCUACGUAUAUCUUACUGAACCUUCUCCUCCUAACUUUUUCGAGACUUUCAAAUCUUCGAUGCUAAUUAUCCUUUACUUGUUGACAUUAUCUCCAGUUCUCAAAUCUCUUACCAAUUCUACGUCAUCAGAUUCUAUUUGGGCACUUUCAGCGUGGCUCUCUAUACUGAAUGUGAUGUUUAACGAUUAUGAAAUAGAUUUUCCAAAACCAGUACCCAAAUCCAAUUUUUCCAAAAACAUAGCUGUUUCCAACGCAAUCGUUUUAGCUUCUAGACUACAGUCGAAUGCUUCUGCAUUUUCUUUCAUCCUAUUCUGUAUCCAGGCAUGUGGUCUUUUCCCCAUCUUUAACAACUUUACUCGUCGUUGUGACCUACAAGGGUUCCACUACUUUCAACUUACAUCCAUAGUUCUUACUGUAGAUGUGAUAGUUUGGUAUUUAUUUGGGCUGGGAUGGUUUAUUGUUUGGGUGUCGCUCCAUCUUAUGAUUGUAAUUGUUGGACCGUGGUAUUUUCUCACUCUACAGAAAUACAAAGACGAGUUGCAAGGACCUUGGGACCCUGCAAAGCCUAUACUUAAAUCCUUAUAG